Aspergillus campestris IBT 28561 is the source of this 2652-nucleotide messenger RNA. It is a transcript of the gene farA, whose product is annotated as CeGAL family transcription factor. The transcript is spliced from 6 exons. Gene Ontology annotation, biological process: DNA-templated transcription. Gene Ontology annotation, molecular function: zinc ion binding; DNA binding. The coding region runs from base 110 to 2527 and encodes 805 amino acids. Lineage: Eukaryota; Fungi; Ascomycota; Eurotiomycetes; Eurotiales; Aspergillaceae. The record is from RefSeq and is a predicted model, not a curated record.
AAAAAUCAGAACAAGUCCAAGGAAACACCGGGCAGCGGGUACGUCUCAAAACCAGCGCCAUCCCCUCCCCCACCGGUCGCAACGGUCGCAUCGACGCAAUACUGACUCCAUGGCCUACAUUGUUUCUCUUAGAAGUGACGAGCGCAGCGAUAAACCUCCGAGUCACCGGGAACUGUCCGAGGCCCCCCCGGGUGCCAAGGAUGCUUUUGGUUAUCCCAACAAUCAAAUGGCCGUCGACGGGAUGCCCUCUACCACCCCCCUCCCCGAAGCGCAGGCCGCCCCGGAGGAUCCCAAGAACUCCACCUACGCCCAGUUCAUGAAGCCCAAAUUUGCCCGUGCCCCGAUCAAGGAGGCCGGACGCGUGGCGUAUCUCGGCGAGUCGUCCAAUCUGUCCCUGCUGGUGCAGGACCGUCAUGGCACGACCGAUGUCGUCCACUAUCCGCUACCGCCCAACAUUCGGGGGUCCCGCGCUCGAUUGACCGACCUGGAUAACUUGGAGUUGGACAUCCUCCACCAACGGGGCGCCUUCUUGCUCCCGCCCAAGCCCCUGUGCGAUGAACUCGUGGAUGCCUACUUCAAGUGGGUGGCCCCCGUCGUGCCCAUCAUCAACCGCAGCCGCUUUAUGCGCCACUACCGGGACCCCAGGAACCCGCCGUCCCUGCUGCUGCUCCAAGCCAUUCUCCUGGCCGGAUCCAGGGUCUGCACCAACCCCCAGCUCAUGGAUGCCAACGGCUCGACGACCCCCGCGGCCAUGACCUUUUACAAGCGGGCCAAGGCGUUGUAUGAUGCCAACUACGAAGAUGACCGUGUCACGAUCGUGCAAGCAUUGGUUCUCCUGGGCUGGUACUGGGAAGGGCCCGAAGAUGUGACCAAGAACGUGUUCUACUGGACUCGGGUGGCCAUGGUAGUGGCUCAAGGGUCGGGCAUGCAUCGAAGCGUCGAAUCCUCCCAACUCAUCAAGCCCGACAAGAGGCUGUGGAAGCGAAUCUGGUGGACCCUCUUUACGCGCGACCGAUCCGUGGCGGUCGCCUUAGGACGACCGAUCGGCAUCAAUAUGGAUGACUCGGAUGUGGGCAUGUUGACCGAAGACGACUUCAUCGAAGAUGAAAUCGAUAUCGCGGCCGAGUACCCCCCGGAACCCGUCCACGUCCAGUUCUUCCUCCAGUACGUCAAACUCUGCGAGAUCAUGGGCCUCGUCCUCUCGCAGCAAUACUCCGUGGCGUCCAAGUCCCGACGCAUGAAUGCGAUGGACUUGACCCAUUCGGAUAUGGCCCUGGCAGACUGGCUUCAGAACUGCCCCAAGGAGGUGUGCUGGCAACGCCAGCGGCAUCAUUUCUGGGCCGGUCUGCUCCAUGCCAAUUACUAUACCACUCUUUGUUUGCUACAUCGAGCGCACAUGCCACCGGCGUCGUCGGUUCCGAGCAGCUACCGCGUCGAGGAGAUGGCAUACCCGUCGCGUACCAUUGCCUUCCAAGCGGCGGGGAUGAUCACAUCGAUUGUCGAGAACCUCCAGACGCACAAAGAAAUCCGAUAUACACCUGCGUUCAUUGUAUAUAGUCUGUUCUCCGCCCUGAUCAUGCAUGUCUACCAAAUGCGAUCCUCCGUUCCCUCCGUCGUGGCCACCUGUCAGGAGCGAAUCAACAUCUGCAUGCAGGCGCUCAAGGAUGUGUCCAAGGUAUGGCUGGUAGCCAAGAUGGUCCACACCCUGUUUGAGUCGAUCCUGGGCAACAAGGUGUUGGAAGAGCGACUCCAGAAGGCCGCGGGCCGGCGGCAUCAGCGCGUGCGGCCGGAUAUGGCCCAUCAGCAGUUGGCGCGCAAGCCGGAGCCGCCGAAGCGGAAGUUCGACGAGAUGGACAUCGGUCUGCCGAACGGAGGUCCCACGCCUCCGGUCUCGUACGAGCGAUCCCGACCUCAGACACCCGCCGCCACCCCGUCCCGGGAGAUGGGGCAGCCGGGCCUCAGCGUGCCGCACGGGUCUCCGCUGGGUCCCCGCGAAGGCAACUCGCGGUCCAACACUCGGCCCACGACGCCGUUCAACAACCAAUUCUCGCUUCCCGCCACCCCACCCGACCUGUUCCUCGUGACGCGGACGUCGCCGAAUCUCUCUCCCUCGCUGUGGGAGAACUUCCAGCCCGACCAGCUGUUCCCGGAUGGGACGGCCAUCUUCCCGGAGCUCACCUCCCCCCCGAGCGCCACCGUCGACCCCCAGCUGCACAUGCACCCACACCUCCAGAAUCCUGCGAUGGACCAGCGGCCGAUGAUGCCGCACCAGUUGCCGACCCGCAGUCUGUCGACCUCGGGGCCGGCAGGGGGCCAGGGCAGCCCCGAACUGCUCUCGAGCAUGCCCCGGGCAUCAGUCUCCAGGGGCAGCAACCCCAGCCGAUGUUCGGGAUGGAGAACCAACAGGCCUGGCCCAUGCACGGGCUGGAUGCGCCCCUGGGCGGGACGGCGACCAUGGACCACACGAGUCCGGAUGAUAACUGGAGCAGCAGCUCGCGCAGCGGGCCCACGGCACCGACGACGUUGAACGUCGAAGAUUGGUUUCAAUUCUUCGGGAUCAACGGUAGCUUUGGUGAAAUGGCCACCUAAGCGUGGACCUGGCGUGGGCGUGCUCUUUUUUCUUUAUAGUCGGGAAGGCGAUCGAUUUCCGUU